AAUUCAUCAUGUGUAACAUACUUGGCCAAAUAAAGGUGAUUAUUUACGCCUUGCGUGCAAACCAAGCAUUAGAUCUAUUAUUUUUCCUCUUUCGAGUGACUCCUCCUCUCCAGUCUUGACGAUCUUCGGUUUUAUGGUUACGAGAACAGGAAUCCAACGAAACAGGCGCAGGAGUUGCAGGGCCGGAGCUGGAGUAGUGGCUGUUUCAAUCAAAAGGAAGGCAGAGGGAAGGAAGGGAGGCUCUGUGGGGAGAUGUAAGAUGGCAGAGCUACAAAUGUUGUUAGAGGAAGAGAUUCCGACCGGUAAAAGGGCGCUUGUGGAGAGUUACCAAAACCUUACCAGAGUAGCAGACUACUGCGAGAACAAUUAUGUCCAGGCCCAGGACAAAAGGAAAGCGCUGGAGGAGACCAAAGCCUACGCCACCCAGUCCCUGGCCAGUGUGGCCUACCAGAUCAAUGCCUUAGCCAACAAUGUACUGCAGCUGCUGGACAUCCAGGCCUCGCAGCUGCGACGCAUGGAGUCCUCCAUCAACCACAUCUCGCAGACAGUGGACAUCCACAAAGAGAAAGUGGCCAGGCGGGAGAUCGGGAUCCUGACCACCAACAAGAACACGUCGAGGACACAUAAGAUCAUAGCACCAGCCAAUAUGGAGAGGCCGGUCAGGUACAUCAGGAAGCCUAUUGACUACAAUGUACUGGACGAUGUUGGCCAUGGUGUUAAGUGGCUAAAAGCCAAGCAACAUGGAAACAAUCAAUCAAUCAGAGGAGGAACACUGUCGAGGACCAACCCGCCGACACAGAAGCCACCGAGCCCCCCCAUGUCAGGGCGUGGCACCCUUGGACGCAACGCGUCCUACAAAACCCUAGAGCCGGUGAAGCCGCCAACAGUGCCCAACGACUACAUGACCAGCCCUGCCCGACUAGGCAGCCAGCAUGGCCAGCAGUACAGCCCUGGACGCACAGCAUCACUCAGCCAGAGGCAACGCACACACAGUGGAAGCAGCGGGGGGAGCAGUAGCAGGGAGAACAGCGGCAGCAGUGGAAUUGUCAUUCCCAUCGCUGUGCCUACACCUUCCAUCCCCAACUCUGGACCAGUCCCACCCAUGUUCACUCCCCUAGGAGUCCCUCCACCUCCCCCACCACCUCCACCAUUUACUCCUGGCAUGGCUGCCUUUGCUCCACCACCACCACCACUGUUACCCAUAGCGGUGGCCCCUGGGCCUGGUCUGGGCCCCGCACCAGUGUCCCAGUUUGGAACCAUGUCACGGCAGAUUUCGCGGCACAACCCCUCCAAUUCCUCUGUCUCUAUGGUUUCGGCCACGGGCACCUACCGCCGGGCGCCAUCGGUCACAUCCCAGUUCUCCUUGCAACAGCAACAACAGCAGCAACAACAGCAGCCUCAUAUUAAUGGAGGCACUCCUGGCUACAGUCAGAACUCAAUGUCUAUCGCUCCCCCUCCUCCCCCAAUGCCCCAGCUGACUCCACAGAUACCUCUAACUGGCUUUGUGGCCAGGAUGCAGGAGAGCAUUGCAGAUACACCUACUCCACCUCCUCCCCCCCCUCUGGAUGACAUGGCCAUAUUUGAUGAGUCUCCUCCCCCUCCGCCUCCUCCUCCAGUGGACUAUGAGGAGGAGGAUGCUGCCGUUGUGCACUACAACGACCCCUAUGCUGAUGGAGAUCCGCAGUGGGCUCCUAAGAACUACAUCGAGAAAGUGGUGGCCAUCUACGACUACAUCAAGGACAAAGAUGAUGAGCUGACAUUCAUGGAGGGAGCGAUCAUUUAUGUUGUCAAGAAGAAUGACGACGGCUGGUUUGAGGGCAUGUGCAACGGCGUCACUGGCCUCUUCCCUGGGAACUACGUGGAGUCCGUCAUGCACUACGCUGACUGAAGGGACGCUGUGGUAACAGCCUAUUUAUUCAGUCAUAUAAUGAAACAAGAGACAGACAGAGCGCCUUGACUCCUGGGAUGCACAGAUGUAACUGUAUGCUCCCCUUUUGAUAUAGCAGAAUGUUCUUUCCUCUACUGAUCGCAAAUAUAAUGAAAAGUAAUAUCUAUUUAGUUUACUUUGGUGUUAUACGGGCAGGUGAGGGGACAUUUAUGGAAAAAAGUUUCUAAAUAAUUGGCCUGCACAUUCUCAUAUGGGUUGAACUCGGAAGACUAGAUUCACCUUUGCAGUAUAGAACUGAAUCAUUUGUGAACAAGUAUUUAGUUUGCUGGAACAAAUGAAAUGUUACUGUCACAUCUGCACCUUCGGUCGAGGUGUUUGUACUCUCAGUUUGUAUAUUACAUGAGCUGCAGCCACCUGGGUUUCUGUAAGAUUGUAAGAGUCAUCAGUGGUGCUCUCCUCGACUCCAUAAGGCCCAUUCCUAAAGGAAAUACCUGCAGGUGUCUUGUCAAAUUACAGGUUUAAAUAUUGUAAAUGGGUUUUUCAAAAACAAUUACUCCUGAAAAUCAGUCUUGGCUUAACAGCAUGCAAACUUUUAAGAGCUGUAAUAUAGUCUUAAGUUCUAUUAUGUUGAAAUGUAUUCACCUUUUUAAUUUUUACUCCACUGUUGAAAAUACUUUAGAUUCUGAAGGAACUUUCAAGCUUUCCCAGGGUCUCGCCUUUUAAAUGCUGAUUUGCAUUUGAAGGUAAAAAUCAUAAAAAUAGUUUACCAUUACAUGUAUUUACACCUCGUUGAAGCAAGAGAGAACAAAUUCCAUUUUUUGACUUAAGAAGCAUUUUAAGAUCGUCACAUCACUGUAAUGAAUUUUAUACUAAGCAAGACAAAAUGCUCGUUUGCUAACAGGUAAUAAUGGACUGUGGUUCUGACAGCCGACAGGUGGUCUGCAGUGAUGUUUAGACUGGAACGGUCAUGCCUGACACUGCCAUGUGACAAUUCAGAUGUUAUGUUGUAGACCAGUAAACGGCUCUGAUACCUCCUCCGUCUUCUCAGAGCAGCAAUGAGCUGCUUUAGGUUCAAGACCCGGUGGUCACCAGUUACUGUUUCAGGAUCCUGUAGCUUCAGUGGCAACAAAAGGUAAGUGAACCAUUUGGAACCUUCUGCAUUAUUUGGUGAUAAAAUGUGAUCUGAUCUUCAACUAAGUCAAAAGUGUAGACAAACACCAUGUGCUUAAGCUAAUAACCACACAAACAGUUUUUCAUGUGUUUAAAUGUUGGGUUCAGUAAAGUGUUGGUGGAGAAAGUAAGUGAACCAGUUGAAGCUCCUUUGGCAGCAUUAACCUCAAACCAGUGCCUCAUGGGGCUGUGGAUCAGACAUGCACAGGAGUUUUGGACCAUUGCUCCUCACAGAGCUGCUUCAGCUCCCACGACGUCUGGUGUGAAGUCAUUCCACAGAAUCUCCGUUGGGUCGAGCCCUGGGCUCUUACUGGCACACUCCAAAUGCCAGAUUUUCUUGUUUUGAAGCCAUUCUGUAAUGGGUUUACUUUAAUGUUUAGGGUCACUGUGCUGCUGCAUUCCUCCCGAGCCUCACCUUGUGGACAGCCACCCUGACGAUAUCCCGUAGGAUAAACUUAUGAAUUCGUUUUCCCCUCCACAAUGGCAGCAAAGCAGCCCUACAUCAUGAUGCUCCUUUCACCAUACUUUAUUGCUGGUGUACAAGGAGGUUUUUUUGUUUUUGUUUUUUCCAAAGACCACCUUGACAUUCCGAUGAAACUAAGGUUGAAUUGUUUGGGGAAAAAGACAUGAAAAAUUGUAACCGUUUGUGUGGUUAUUAGCUUAAGCACAAGGUGUUUGUCUACAUUUGUGACUAAAUUAUGUAGAAAAUCUGGUCCUUCCAAAUGGUUAACUUACUUGCCACAGUCAUGCCUUGAUAUUAUUUCCACUAAAAAUGUGUCCAGCUCAUGGGUAGAGAUCUCUGCCCGUCUGCCCUCUUUGUACAUAUGAGUGAAAAAUUAGUCUUUUAUAAUAAACGAUUCUAUGUACAACAUGCAUGUGUGGUUGCUGGAGUUAAUCACAAAGCAGCAAAGGUGUAUUAAAUAUAAAAAGAAA
Monopterus albus (swamp eel) is the source of this 3991-nucleotide messenger RNA. RefSeq names its product abl-interactor 1a (gene abi1a). Gene Ontology annotation, molecular function: signaling adaptor activity; SH3 domain binding. Gene Ontology annotation, cellular component: lamellipodium; actin-based cell projection; SCAR complex. The coding region runs from base 134 to 1888 and encodes 584 amino acids. The transcript has 12 exons. The record is from RefSeq and is a predicted model, not a curated record. NCBI's taxonomy places the organism in Eukaryota, Metazoa, Chordata, Actinopteri, Synbranchiformes, Synbranchidae. Gene Ontology annotation, biological process: neuron migration.